UCAUUUUGCCUUUCAUAACAUUUAUAGGUUAAAUGAAAAAACAUAAAUGCGCAAAAUUAAAAUAUAAAAUUGUCUGAAAUGGCGACAAAUACAACCGGUAUGACCGUCUCUCAAAUUUUGAGAUCACGAGUCGAACUGGAAGAUGAACCCAAAAAGAAAUCGAGGGAGGAUUGGCGCAAGGCGAAGGAAUUAGAGGAAGCUCGAAAAGCAGGUACCGCACCAGCUGCUGUAGAUGAAGAAGGGAAAGAUAUAAAUCCCCACAUUCCUCAGUAUAUAUCGACCGCCCCUUGGUAUUACAGCGCAACUGGCCCUACCUUGAAACAUCAACGUCCCCAACCAGAGAAACAGAAAACGUUUUCGGAGUUUGACGAAUGGUAUAAACGUGGAGUGGACACUAGCAAGGUUACCGUAAAAUAUCGUAAAGGAGCAUGCGAAAACUGCGGUGCCAUGACACACAAAAAGAAGGAUUGCAUGGAUCGCCCUCGUAAGGUGGGUGCGAAAUUUUCCGGUGCCAAUAUAGCACCGGACGAGUAUGUGCAAUCAAAGUUGGCACUAAGUUAUGAUGGCAAGCGUGAUCGGUGGAGUGGUUACGAUCCCUCUGAACAUAAGGCGAUAAUUGAAGAGUUUCAAAAGGUCGAAGAGGCCAAGAGACAACUUCGUGCCGAUAAACUUAACGCAAAUGAAGCUUCAAGUGAAGAAGACGAAGAGGAGGAUGAAGAUAAAUAUGUGGAUGAAGUGGACAUGCCUGGUACUAAGGUGGACAGCAAACAAAGGAUUACAGUGAGAAAUUUGCGUAUACGUGAAGAUACCGCCAAGUAUUUAAGAAACUUGGAUCCUAACUCUGCAUAUUAUGAUCCCAAAACAAGAUCAAUGAGAGAAAAUCCUAAUAAAAAAAUAGAUGAGUUAUCUGUUGGAGAAAAUUUUGUCCGGUUUACGGGAGAUACGCAAAAGCACGCCAAAGCUCAACUGUUCGCGUGGGAAGCAUACGAAAAAGGGGUUGAUGUGCAUUUACUAGCGGAACCCACCAAAUUAGAAAUGCUGCAGCAAGAAUAUGACAAGAAAAAAGAUCAAAUUAAGACGCAAGUUCAAAAAGAUGUUUUGGAACGGUACGGAGGUGAAGAGCAUCUUCAAGUUCCACCAAAGUCACUUCUACUGGCACAAACGGAAGAUUAUGUCGAAUACUCGCGGUCAGGAAAAGUAAUCAAGGGUCAAGAGAAGCAAGUUGUUAAAUCUAAAUAUGAAGAAGACGUUUACAUUAAUAAUCACACCACUGUCUGGGGUUCAUACUGGAAGGCGAGCCAAUGGGGUUAUAAGUGCUGUCAUUCUUUUCUCAAAAACUCUUACUGUUUGGGUGAAGCGGGAAUAUUAAGGGAGUCUCUUGCACCACCACAUUCUAUUGAAAGUAACUUAGAGAAAUCGGAUCAGUCUUCGUCUAGUAACAGUAGUAGUGAUGAAGAAACCGAUAAGAAUAAAAAGAAGAGCGAAAAGAAGAAAAAUAAAAAGAAGAAAAUGAAAGACAAAAAGAAAAAGAAGAAUAAAGUCGAGAAAAAAAGUGGCCUUUCAGAUGCUUUAAAGGCAGAAGAAGAAAGUCAGGCUGAUGCUGAACGAUUGUUGCAACUGGACGAGAGAAAGCGUCCAUAUAACAGUAUGUUUGAUGUGAAAAAACCAACUGAUGAUGAAAUGGAAGCAUAUUUCCUAAAGCGUAGAAGAGAAGAAGAUCCCAUGAAUCAAUUUAUGUAGGUGUUUAUAAUUUAAUUGUUGGCUAAGUGGAUAGGAAUGUUUUUGUUUCCUAUUUUAAUUGUCAAACUUUAACUUAAGCAAUGAAUAAAUAAUAAGUCAAUUUUA
This is a messenger RNA of Photinus pyralis (common eastern firefly), 1845 nucleotides long. RefSeq names its product pre-mRNA-splicing factor Slu7 (gene Slu7). The record is from RefSeq and is a predicted model, not a curated record. Bases 79 to 1740 code for a protein of 553 amino acids. NCBI's taxonomy places the organism in Eukaryota, Metazoa, Arthropoda, Insecta, Coleoptera, Lampyridae. The transcript has 3 exons. Gene Ontology annotation, molecular function: pre-mRNA 3'-splice site binding. Gene Ontology annotation, biological process: mRNA splicing, via spliceosome. Gene Ontology annotation, cellular component: spliceosomal complex.